This is a messenger RNA of Triplophysa dalaica, 4847 nucleotides long. It is a transcript of the gene def6c, whose product is annotated as DEF6 guanine nucleotide exchange factor c. The transcript is spliced from 13 exons. NCBI's taxonomy places the organism in Eukaryota, Metazoa, Chordata, Actinopteri, Cypriniformes, Nemacheilidae. Gene Ontology annotation, cellular component: nucleus; cytoplasm. Bases 411 to 2288 code for a protein of 625 amino acids. The record is from RefSeq and is a predicted model, not a curated record.
AGUCCUACGCUUAAAAGUGUUCACCUGGUAACUAAUUUAGUUGUUUUCCCUUCACAUGAUCAGGUCAAAGUUUACACGUUUCAAUGCUUGUUGCUUUAACACAGCUGAGGAUUUUCUUCGACAUUCACCUCAACUGAUGUUUAAUGUUCUGCAACCUCCCCCUCCCUGCUGAUGCAUUGGCUUUACUGGUCGCGUCUUAAAACUUAAAGCGCUUCCUAACUAGACAGCAUGUCGGGCACGCUAGACGUCGUUGCGCGCUCACCUGACUUGGACGCAGUGCCCGAAACUUUGCGCUCACUAUCUGUGUAGGCGGCUCGCUCGGUUUUAAUACGCGUCCCGUAUCUCAGUUCCGCAAAGUAAAGCGUUAUGUGUGUCAGAAUGUGCGCUGUUUGCGUGUCGUUAUUAGCGUUAUGGAUCUAAAAAGCGAGCUGCUCAAGUCCAUCUGGUACGCGUUUACGUCUUUGGAUGUGGAGCAGUGCGGGAAAGUCUCCAAAUCGCAACUUAAGGUUCUCUCACACAACCUCUACACAGCUCUGAAUAUUCCUCAUGAUCCCGUUGCAUUGGAGGAGCACUUUAAAGACAAUAACAAUGGGCCGGUGUCUAGCCAGGGGUACAUGCCCUACAUCAACCAAUAUAUCCUGGCAAAGGCCACCGAGGGGACGUUCAACAAGGAAAUCUUUGAUGAGCUGUGCUGGAUGAUGAGUUCGAAGAAAAAUUGCAAAGCCAGCGUUUAUCAGGGGCUGUGUUCACAGAGGGACUGCUUCAAACUCUUCUGCCUGUUCAACCUGCUUUCUGAAGACCGAUACCCAUUAGUCAUCAUUCAUCCGGAGUUGGAGUAUCUAUUGAAGAAAAUCUCCUGUGCAAUGAGCCCGGAGUGGGACGGGUCGUUACUUGACGAACUUCUGUCCCAGAAUGCUGCUCUUCAGGAUGGCAUGUCCGUGUGGGAGUUCCUGGAACAUCUUAGCGCAGGUCGGCUUUUGCAUGUUGAGAGUAAAGAGUCUUUCGGUCUGGCCUUGGAUGAUGUUUUUACAGAGAUGUAUCAUAACAUCAUCAAGAAGGGUUACCUGUUAAAGAAGGGCCAUGUUCGCAGGAAUUGGCAGGAGCGCUGGUUUGUUUUAAAACCCAGCAGCCUGACGUACUUUGUCAGUGAGGAGCUGAAGGAAAAGAAAGGAGAGAUCGCACUGGAUGAAAACUGUGUGGUGGAGAAUCUUCCUGAUAAGGAAGGCAGACGCUGUCUAUUCUGUGUGCAAACUCCAAUGAGAAUGUAUGAGAUGUGCGCUUCAAACAUGAAGCAGAGAGUAGACUGGAUACAGGCUAUUCAGAUGGCUUUCAGACUGAGGGCUGAGGGCAAGAGCUCACUGCAUCAGGACCUGAAAUUGACCAGACGCAAACAGAGAGAGGCGUUUCAAAGAAGCCAUAGCAACCAGAGCAGCCAAAAUGAACCCAUAGCAGACGAGAAGCAACACCCUUCUCCUGAACAGCAUAACUUGGAACAACACAUUGAGAGCAUCAUUCAAACACAGAGGGAGGUGGAAGCAAAACGUAAAGAGGAAGAAAGGCAAGAGAGAGAGGAACAGCAGGGAGUUCAGAAAGAUCUGAGAAGACAGCUUGAAGAGGCCAAUGAGGACAGGGAGAGAAUGGCUACUGCGUUGACAGACAUGGAGAAGGAAGUCCAUCAGCAGAAGAAGAGGAUCCAGGAGCUGGAGCUCACACAACAAAAACUAGAGGAAGCCCUCAAUACUCAGAUUCACGCCCGGUUAGAGGAAGACCGAAUCCGUCAGGAACUGGAGAGGCAACUCGCAGAAGAGCAGAUGAAACUGGCUGGACUUUUGCUCCUUCAUAGCCAGAGAGAGACUCUAGCUGUGAGGAGUCAGGAGGAGGUGUUACACAACGAUUCUUCUUCAGUUUCAACAUCACCUAGCAUUCGGGAACUAGAAGAGAGCAGCCGGGAGGAUGCAGAGGAGGCCCACGACCCACCCGUAGUUUCUACCCCAACACCACCCGACAACCAGCCAGCAGAAGAGAAUAGUCCACACCAAAUGGAGAAGGAGCUUGGGACUCAAUCUACUAACAAUCUCAUGCUGAAGCACUGGAAGAUACAACUUAACCGUCUCAUGAAGCCUAUCACACCAGGAGACAAAGUUGAGCAUCUGCCAAUAAAGCCCAGUUGUCCCAGGCAGGGUCAGGCGCUUAUCAGCACAGAGUUCAUUUCUAAGGUUCAAACAGGAAUUCCUCAUGAAAAGGGAAAUGGUUAUAACCCAUCACCGCUCCAAGAAGAGGAAGAAUAGGGUUUCAAUAUCUGUCCAUAUAUAUUGCCAAUAGAAAGUGCCUCUUGUGUACGGCAGGCUCUCCUGUCAUCCCUGUUAUUUUAGCUAUUACUCAAAGGACAAAGCCGUUUAUGAUAUAUGUACAAAGUCGUCUUCCAGAUAAACCUUUUUUUACUAUGUAAUAUGUAAUAUGCAUAAUGUGAAUACUAAGAAUUGUUUUAGGAGGCAUUGUAGUGUUGACGCCAACGGACCGAAAUCACCCCUAAUAAUGUCAUUUUUAAAGUACUCUUUUACAUGAUCUGAAUAUAUUAUUUUGUAGUUUGGAUUUAUAUGCGUAGUAUUAUAUGUGGUCAAUAGAGGGGGCACUUGAUCUGGAUGAAGUUUCACAUUUCUCAGUGAAACUAACCACUCAUAUAUCAAUAACUUUUCUGGCCCCCAACUGUACAGAUCACAGGUACCCGGGGAAGUUAUAAACACUGGAUGGUUUUGAAAGAGACGUUAUUUAAUCAAAUCAGCAUAUUGAUUCGUUUUACUCAUAAUGUUUUAAUUUGUCUAAUUUGAGAAAAUUAAGCGGGGAUGACCCCUUUCUAGUGCUAAUAGGUGGAAAUAAUCACAGUCUAUUUUUAGAUCCGUGGAGUCCGGCUAGCACGGUUCAGUUUGUGGUUUUGGGGCUUUUAUUCAGGAUGAAUAAUGCUUCGCACUGUUAGUUUUGGGUGGUUAUCAACAGACUGACUGUAAAUGAUAUUUUUUGAAGAAAAGUUGCGGCAGUGAUUUUUCCAGAUACAAAUCUCUUCCCCUUAUGGUUUGGAGUGUUUCUACCUGUGUGUCUAGAGAUUUAAGUCUGUGGCGAGAGGAAUUGCAUUGUCAGGUCCAGAGAUCAGGAAUGAUAAAAUGCGAUACUUAAUCCAUCACUUUACUGCUACUGUAAUAGCAUAUAUGGGUAUAUUAUAGUAACGUCUGGCAUGUUACGAUCUAAUUGGCAUAUUAUGUGUAAUUUGCACCAUUUUAAAGAAAAUUUAAGCAAAGCGCUGACAGCUAGACAUAUUUAGACAAGCAUCACCAUUAUGCAGUAGCCAAUAAUACUGAAAACCUGAAUGCACUCUCAAUGUUCUAGAAACAAACAAAUGUAGGGACUUCUUCUUUAAGCAGACUCCCUGUUUGGUUAUGAUAUAUGUUAUUUUGUUGACACUUUUGGUAAAAGUGAGUUACAAUUGGAAAAUUUGAAUGUGUAUAAACACUCUUGCUUGUUGGUUUUUUGGGUAUGGAGAGAUAACAGGCUGUAUUUAGAUUAAAGGUGUGAAAUGCCAAGAUUUAGAUUUCAUAAAAUUGUCGUUUGUAUAUUUAAAGUGCCUAUAGCUGAGAAACAUUUACUAGCUGUUCUGAUAAUAAUAUAAGUACUUUCGAAAAUUAUCGUUGUUUAUUAGAACGUCUAACUGUUGCAUUAACAUUGAAUGCAACAAAACAUUUUUGUGCUGUGGACCAUCUUAUAAUGUUUUUAUGGAAUGACAAAUACUGUUUCUUUCCUGGUUCGUGCAAUUAUGUGAACAAUAUAACCUAUUCAACAGUAAAAAUCUAAUUUGUAUGAGUUUGCACAGGGGUCUUCCAUAGAUGGAAACCAUGGCUAGAUUUAUUAUAAUAUAUGUCCUGCAUGGUUGUCAGCGCGAAAGCCGUACUUUACCACAUUCAGUUGCUUCCCACGAGGAAGUCUUUAAUGAGAACCAUAUUAGAAACACACAUAUAUAACAUUUCUGCAAACAUUUAACUGCCGUGCAAAAGCGAUCAUUGAUUUAGCACGUAUUUACUCUCCUAAUCUGCUCAAGGACACCAGAUAUAUUUGGAGCGGUACGAGGAAUAUUUUCAGCCAGUCCUGUAAGCCAUUAAGUACACUAGAUGCUUUCAUUUGGCUUCUGCUCCUCAUGAUCAAUGACUGUUUUAGGGUUUGGUAUAGCAGCACGGCCCCAUUUAUGUAUUAACAGCGGGCCCUCCCUUAGCCGGAGGAUAUAUGUCUGAUACGAAACCACCUGUAAUUAUGUUCUGCAUGCACAACCAACUUCCUUUAGAGCAUUUCGUAGGCCAGAAGAAACACGAGAUGAACCACAGAAUGGAAAGCCAACCACCCAAAAUACUCUGGCGUUUAUGAGGAUUCAAAGGGGAACUUGGGCCUUUUGUUGUUUCAGCUGGAACACUUGUCCCCGCAGCUUGCUUGUUUAUGAAAAAAUCGCAACGAUUGAUGUUGAAGUCUUUUGAACGUUUGAUUCAGAUGAAUGGGUGUCAGAUGGCCUGGUUUAUAAUGGUUGGGAUGAUCUCAUUCUUUAACUGGGACAUCAGGUUACAUCAUGUAAUGCUAAGGCAUUAUCACAAACAUUUGCUCCAUCCUUUCAAGAUCACAUUCAGCCAGUGUCUAAAAUAAGCAAAUGUCUCAUUUAUCGCCUUGGAACCACCCACAAAUGAGUGUGAAUAUUACAUAAUAUUACAUAUAUGAAUAUUUUGUAUUAACUUGAAAUGCGCCUUCAAAGCAGCAAUCACAAGCAAUUUGUUUUUUAACUACUCUAUCUAAAUAGAAUAAAUUGUGUGACUCAA